Blepharisma stoltei is the source of this 612-nucleotide messenger RNA. Lineage: Eukaryota; Ciliophora; Heterotrichea; Heterotrichida; Blepharismidae. The record is from the annotation of a GenBank genome assembly.
AUGCUCGAAAAUUCAGAUGAGUCUUUCUUUAUGGAUAGUAUAAAUCAGUUUGAGCUUAAUGUAGAUUUCGAUUACAAAGAUCGAACAGGACGUAAAUUUUCUUUUGUAGACUUGCUAACAGCACCAAUCGGUAUCCCUGAAGUAAAACUUAUUUAGCUUCCAAAUUUUGAUCUCAAGUUUUUUGACUCCGAAGACAUAAAUUUGCUUGAAUUUAGCUCUCCAAAGAAUGGUCUCGAUGCAAUUUUAACCCCUAUUGAGUAUGAAAAUUUCCCUAUGUGUUCUAUUGAGUCUCAUAAAAAGAAAAAAAUUUCCAAACCCUCUAAAAAUAUUGUCAAUGUCGAGAAGCCUUUAGAAGCAAACCCAAACACUAUAAUAGGCACUAUAACUUUAGAGGAGCGUAGGAAAAAAAUUUUGAGAUAUUUAGAAAAGAGAAAUCAUAGGACAUGGAAAAAAAGAAUUGCAUAUGACUGUAGGAAGAAAGUUGCAGAUAAUAGAUUACGAAUCAAAGGAAGGUUUGUAAAACUAGACGAGGCCAUCGCAAUAUUAGGAGUAGAUCAUCAAGCAGUGCAAGCAUUUUUAGCACAAGAGAAAAGACUGAGUAACGGUAACUAA